GAUAACUAAAGGAAAAGAAAUUUAUAUUUCGAAUUUCGAUGGUUUCACUGAGGUUUCCGUUCUUGUUUUCUCGGACAAAUCGCCCACACUUCACCAACCCAACUCAUGGAACUUCCCGUUCCCGCUCUAUCUCCGUCACCGUCGCCGUUGCUGCCGCAUCCGCCACUGCUGUAGUGGCUGGCGUCGCCGCCUACCAAAACCAUAAACACCCAUUUGUCGAGAACGCUCUGGACUUUUUCUUCUCCAAGCCCUCUUCCUCCCACCUUUGGGCUUCACUCUCUUUCGCUGACAGUUCUUCAGCCACAGUUGUUGACUCCAAAACCGGCGUCUCUUUUCCUUCCGAACUCGGCGGUUCUCAAAAACUUCUCGGGAUUGGUUUGAGAAAAAAGAGCGUAUUGGGAUUGAAGAACAUUGAUGUCUAUGCAUUUGGCGUGUAUGCGGAUCAUGGUAAUGUAAAGAAAUUGCUGAGGGAGAAAUAUGGGAACUUAUCCAUUUCUGAACUGAGGGAAAAUAAGGAGUUUAAUGAUGAUAUUAUGGAAGCUGCUAUAAGCAUGACUGUUAGACUUCAAAUUAUUUACAGCAAAUUAAGCAUACGCUCUGUUCGAAGUGCUUUUGAAGCGUCUGUUGGAAGCAGACUCAAGAAAUUUGGGGGAUCAGAUAAUAAAGAAUUGCUUCAAAGGUUCACUUCUCAGUUUAAAGAUGAAUACAAAAUACCACGGGGAUCUAUUAUAGAUCUUUCAAAGGAACCAGGCCAUGUACUUAGCACAAAAAUUGAUGGUAAGGAGGUGGGAAGUAUCCAGAGCAAACUCCUGUGUCGCUCAAUAAUGGAUUUAUAUUUCGGGGAGGAUCCAUUUGAUAGGAAAGCUAAAGAGGACAUUGAGCUUAAUCUUGCAUCUCUCCUUCAGAAGUAGAUAAGUUAUAUAUUCAAUGUUACAGGGUUUUAUGUUUUCUUUUUAAUCUUGCCAUCUUUAGCUGUAUGGUUUAGUACUUGUAUCUCUUCUCUUUGAGUAAUUGCUUUUACAUUACAAGUGAUACUUGACACAGUCUGGUUAUAAGCCCUUCUUCCUUUUA
Molecule: messenger RNA, 1071 nt
Organism: Mangifera indica (mango)
Lineage: Eukaryota; Viridiplantae; Streptophyta; Magnoliopsida; Sapindales; Anacardiaceae
Product: fatty-acid-binding protein 1
Exons: 4
Coding region: 39-911 (290 amino acids)
Molecular function (GO): intramolecular lyase activity
Source: RefSeq, a predicted model, not a curated record